This is a messenger RNA of Ostertagia ostertagi, 372 nucleotides long. The record is from the annotation of a GenBank genome assembly. Lineage: Eukaryota; Metazoa; Nematoda; Chromadorea; Rhabditida; Trichostrongylidae.
AUGAAGACAGCCCUGAUCGUCCUUUCCAUUCUGGUCACUGUCCACGCCAUCAGCCUUUUCAAGAAAAAAGAAAAGGAAGACUACUGUAAGGACAGCGACCCAAAAUACUGUAAGGAAAAAGUCCCGAAAGGAUUCUGCGAGUCGCAGUUCCACACUAAAAACCAAAUCAAAGAAAAAUGCAUGAAAUCGUGCGGGAUGUGCUGCGGCGACAAGGACCCUGAAGAAUGCAAAAAGAAGAAGGAGACGGUGGAAGAUUUCUGCAACUCAUCCUUCAUGUCCAAAAAGGAGCUCAUGGAGAAAUGUGGUGAUACCUGUGGCUUAUGUGGAGAAAAAGAGGACGACUACUCUCGUCCGGCCCACCCCUGGGUUUAG